Molecule: messenger RNA, 1941 nt
Organism: Fundulus heteroclitus (mummichog)
Lineage: Eukaryota; Metazoa; Chordata; Actinopteri; Cyprinodontiformes; Fundulidae
Gene: vdac1
Product: voltage-dependent anion channel 1
Exons: 9
Coding region: 105-956 (283 amino acids)
Biological process (GO): monoatomic anion transmembrane transport
Cellular component (GO): mitochondrial outer membrane
Molecular function (GO): voltage-gated monoatomic anion channel activity
Source: RefSeq, a predicted model, not a curated record
ACGGGUCCUGACGUAUUACGUGACGCCCUCCGCCUCCCUCCUAUCUCCUCCCUUUGUGCGGCUGACAGGCUCCUUCUCGACUUGGACUGGAACACACAGAGAUAAUGGCUGUACCUCCCACCUACGUUGACCUUGGAAAAUCAGCCAGGGAUGUUUUUACAAAGGGCUACGGCUUUGGGCUCAUUAAGCUGGACCUGAAGACAAAGUCUGAUAAUGGACUGGAGUUUACCAGCACGUGCUCCGGCAACACGGAGACGAGCAAGGUGGCCGGGUCGUUGGAGACCAAGUACAAGUGGGCAGAGCACGGCCUGACCUUCACAGAGAAGUGGAACACCGACAACACCCUGGGGACGGAGAUCACCGUUGAGGACCAGUUACUUAAGGGGCUGAAGCUUACUUUGGAUUCCUCCUUCUCUCCAAACACUGGCAAGAAGGGCGGCAAGAUCAAGACGGCCUACAAGUGCGACCACAUCAACCUGGGCUGCGACGUCAACUACGACAUCAACGGCACGGCUGUUCACGGCGCCGCGGUGGUGGGGUUCGAGGGUUGGCUCGCCGGCUACCAGAUGACCUUCGAGGCCGGCCGGAACAAGGUCACCCAGAGCAACUUUGCAGUGGGAUACAAGACCGAUGAGUUCCAGCUCCAUACGAACGUAAACGAUGGCACCGAGUUCGGCGGAUCCAUCUACCAGAAGGUGAACGACAAGCUGGAGACGGCCGUCAACUUGGCCUGGACUGCAGGAAACAGCAACACCCGCUUUGGGAUCGCUGCCAAAUAUCAGAUCGAUUCUGAUGCGUCUUUCUCGGCAAAGGUGAACAACUCCAGCCUUGUGGGACUGGGCUAUACUCAGACUCUUAAGCCAGGUGUGAAGUUGACACUUUCUGCUCUCCUGGAUGGCAAAAACAUCAACUCGGGUGGCCACAAGCUUGGUCUUGGUUUGGAGUUCCAGGCGUAGAUGAGCGAGACAGCCAGCCUUCCUCUCCUUCCCCACACACUUAUGCCCCACCAAAAAAAAUAUCUUAAAACCUCUGUUGAGUAGUCCAACCCUUAAGCCCCUCUUCUUUUAACCUUGAAAUGUUACAGAAACUGUUCACGGAACAAUUUUGAAAUUGUGAUGGACCAUGUUUAUGUUAAAAAGCCCAAUUAAGAACAAAGCUGCAAUAGUUUGCCAGGAGGCAAUAUGCUUAAUUGUGUAGAUUUCAAGAGGGGGGGGGGGGGGGAAAUAGCCUUCAGAACAUCAUGUCAGUCUCACACUUUUUCUUUUAGUAUAGUCAUACUGAAUGCUUUAAUUAGUUUUUAAUCCAACGAAAAGGGAAAAUCUACACCAGAUCAGCUCAAAACACAUUUCUGGCUUGGCACAGUUAGCAUGCAGUUGUAUUGUUACUCCUCCAGAUGGUGCUGUUGCUUAGCUCUAGAAAGCACUCCUCACUAAGAAGGCGCCAUGGUCAUAAAAAGUUUCCUUCAAAGGUUUCCGCACUGAGAGCUCUUCUGUCUGUCUUUGAUAAAUUAUGUAAUGGGAGGGGUUAGUUGUUUCUGAUGUAAGCAGCUGUCAGUAGCUCGGAGAGCCACUACAACCCAACGUGUACAUUCUGUGUUUUCGUCUCACCUGUCUUUUGUGUCUGUGCAUUUGGUGUGACUUUAUUUUUUUUUUGUUACAUAUAGCAGCAGAGAAUAUUAUUUUAUUGAGGGUCUUGCAAAGGUAAAUCCACUCAAAAGUCUUAAGAAGGCGAAGACGCGACAACCCUCUCUGGUCAAGAACACCGCAGAUAAACUGUCGAGCCGAUUCACUCUUGAUGAGUUUGUGCUUUUAAGAUGGAGGAUGAAACAAGUAGAUACACUCUAAGGAAUAGUUGUCUUCCACAGCUGGUUUUGGGAAUCAUUGUUAUUGUACUUGACAGUGUUGUCAUUCCCUCAUCUAAAUAAAGAACAUCUUGAACCAA